AUGGCUUUUCCACCUGGUUUUCACAGCAAGGGAGAGCAUGGAGAACAGCUUGUAUGUAGAUUGAAUAAGUCACUUUAUGGACUUAAACAGGCCUCCAGACAAUGGUUUUCUAAGUUCUCAAGCACAUUAAUUCAACUUAGGUUUACUCAAUCUAAGGCUGACUACUCACUCUUCACUAGGCAACAAGGAGAUUCAUUCAUUGCCUUGUUAGUAUAUGUUGAUGACAUUCUCAUAGCAAGCAAUGAUAAGGGGCAAGUUGAUCAAUUUAAGGUGAUAUUGAAUCAGAAAUUCCAACUAAAGGAUUUAGGUGCAUUGAGAUACUUUCUUGGUUUGGAAGUAGCAAGGACAGAAAAAGGCAUUUCCCUAUGUCAAAGGAAGUAUGCCCUUGAGAUUUUGGAGGAUGCAGGGCUUCUUGGGUGCAAACCUGUGAAGAUUCCUAUGGAUCAAAGUCUGAAGCUCAGCAAGCAUGAAGGUUUAUUACUUGAUGAUCCAGGGCAAUAUAGAAGGUUGGUGGGAAGGUUGCUGUACCUAAGCAUCACUAGACCUGACCUCACCUUUGCAGUCCACAAACUGAGCCAAUUUAUGGCUAAACCAAGAAAACCACACCUUGAAGCAGCACUUAAAGUUUUGCAGUACUUGAAGAAUGAACCGGGUAAAGGUAUUUUCUUCUCAGCAAAUUCAGAGUUGCAUGUAAAAGGUUUCACGGAUUCUGACUGGGCUUCAUGUCCAGAUACCAGAAGAUCUGUUACUGGAUAUUGUAUAUUCCUUGGAGACUCAUUGAUUUCUUGGAAAUCAAAGAAACAAUCCACUGUUUCCAGAUCAUCAGCAGAGGCAGAAUAUCGGGCUAUGGCUAUUUCAACUUGUGAAGUGGUUUGGAUUCUUUAUCUGCUAAAGGAUCUUCAGAUUAAUCACAACAAAGAAGCUUUGUUGUUCUGUGACAGCCAGGCAGCACUCCACAUAGGUUCCAAUCCUGUUUUCCAUGAACGAACGAAAUACAUAGAAAUUGACUGCCAUGUUGUAAGGAAUAAAGUGUUGGAGAAAGUUAUCAAACUCAUUCAUGUUAGAACUCAAUCUCAAUUGGCAGAUUUGCUUACUAAGGCUUUGAGUCAUAAACAAUUUUCAGAACUUUUAUCCAAGAUGGGACUCAUCAAAAUUUAUCAACCCACAGUCCAUCUUGAGGGGGAGUAUCAAGAUCAAAGCAAACACUUAGAGCAAAAGAAGCCAGGUUCAACAUGUAUAGCAGAAGUUCAAGAAGUCAUCUUAGAAGCUCUUGUCGUUUAA
This is a messenger RNA of Quercus lobata, 1281 nucleotides long. RefSeq lists its product as uncharacterized. The coding region runs from base 1 to 1281 and encodes 426 amino acids. The record is from RefSeq and is a predicted model, not a curated record. The transcript has a single exon. Lineage: Eukaryota; Viridiplantae; Streptophyta; Magnoliopsida; Fagales; Fagaceae.